Molecule: messenger RNA, 372 nt
Organism: Blepharisma stoltei
Lineage: Eukaryota; Ciliophora; Heterotrichea; Heterotrichida; Blepharismidae
Source: the annotation of a GenBank genome assembly
AUGGAAUCCGAUCUUUGCAAUACUUGCAAUAAUUUUUUUAUAAACCUUGAUGGUUUAUGCUCAGCCUGUUACAACAUUAAAAUUGAAAGGCUAAAAAUUCUUAAAUCCUUAUCGGAUUUUGCAAAUUACUUCAAACAAGCAAAGACAAGUGUAGUCAAGAAAAUUUCUCCACAAUGUGAUUUGUCAAAAUGCUGGCUAUGCCAAAAAAGAAUCAAAUCAUUGAAUUUUAUAUGCCAAUGUGGCUAUUCCUUUUGUUUACAACACAGAAUUCCAGAAGUUCACAACUGUACAUUUGACUAUAGAAACCACGGAAAAUCAAGACUAAGCAAAGAAAACCCAAGAGUUGUUGCUGAAAAAUUCACAAGAAUAUAG